Molecule: messenger RNA, 480 nt
Organism: Geosmithia morbida
Lineage: Eukaryota; Fungi; Ascomycota; Sordariomycetes; Hypocreales; Bionectriaceae
Exons: 4
Coding region: 1-480 (159 amino acids)
Source: RefSeq, a predicted model, not a curated record
AUGCUCCAACGUAUACAAGUGCUUUAUGCAGUGAGAUGCCUCGCCCGUCGCCGUGGCCUAGGAGACAUGGACAGUCCUGAGCGCACAGCCGUCAUGAUGGGCGGCAGCAUCGCCGGCCUCACCCCUGGCCAAAGCAUGCUGGAGAGGUUCGGCAUCCGGUGCAGGCUCGUCGGGGCCUACGACGGCAUCGCCCCGCAGGUUCAGAGCGCUAGCAUGGUCAUGGCCCGCCCCGGAGCCAUCGGGGAGAAGUGCGGCGGCGCCUUCGAGGGUAGAUGGCCGAGGGUAGAUGGCCUGCCCGUCGUCGGCGCCUCCAUCACGACGGCGGCGUUGGACGAGAAGGCCUCCAAACCCAGGAGGAGGCAGUACGCCGGUCUCGGGGCCGCCGGGCUGGUCCUCGUCGUAGCUGGCGCGCCGUGCCUUGGCGUGCCCGUCACGGAUGAGGGAUCCGGCGUACAGCUGCGAGUCCUUCGAUGCCGCUGA